Molecule: messenger RNA, 2760 nt
Organism: Pestalotiopsis fici W106-1
Lineage: Eukaryota; Fungi; Ascomycota; Sordariomycetes; Amphisphaeriales; Sporocadaceae
Exons: 1
Coding region: 1-2760 (919 amino acids)
Cellular component (GO): nucleus
Molecular function (GO): DNA binding
Source: RefSeq, a predicted model, not a curated record
AUGGGUUCAGUGUCGCGAGAUAGGGCGGUCGACCCCUCCGACAUAUCGGGCAGCGUCGCCACCGCCAGCGACGAGCGACUCCGGCGUACCAAGAGCGAGCGUGUUAAAGGCGAGAAGGACAGGGACCAGUCCCGCGAACGAACCCGGGACAGGGACAGAGAGAGAGACAGAGAACAUCGCCACCGCAGCAGCCACAAGACCAAGUCGCGCAGCUCCAAGAUGGCCGCCGACGGCGAGUCGCAGACCUCGACGUCGCAUCGCCGACAUCGCACCGAGGAGGAGAAGCAGCGUCACCGCGAGCGCAAGGAGGAGCGCGAGAGGGAGCGCGAGGAGAGGAAGAAGACUUCAAGUAUGAGCGAUCUGGUCCCCGAGAUGAGCAGGAGCUCGCUGCAGUCGAGCAGGGUUAGUCUGCCGUAUCCAUCUUUCAGCAAGGCACACAGCAAGGAGGACGUCUCUGCCGUUCGAAAUGUUGAACGUGAACCGCCCACGCCAGAGCCUACCGACCUGGGCCCCAAGCAAAGCAGGAGAUCCAAGUCACCCAACAGAUCGGGAAGUAGUGCUAGCAGCACCAGGAAGGCAAGCGUGAAGAAGAAUGACCGGCCACCGAGCCCGCCAGAGACGGAGAUGUCUGAGGAAAAGAGGCGGAGUCGAACAUCAACGCCGCGGACGAGAGAAAGCGAUGACCGGGCUGCAGACAGGCCGGAUUCUAGGACAAGCGGUAUGUCAAGGUCGAGUUCGCGGCGCGACGACAAGUCCAAGCUAUCAACCAAGUCCAAGACGUCAAGCCAGGCCACAUACAUCAAGUCUACAGGCAGACCGCCUCCUGGUGUCCAAGUGGUGGAUGAUGACGAUUCGAUCGUGAGUGAUGACAAGACGGCCGGCGCCCGCUCUGCUGCCACUUCUAUUCUACCCAAACGAAUGGAUUCGAAAAGAUCGAGACGAUCUGAUUCGCUGGACGACGACUCGCCCGAUUCGGUACAGGACUCGUCGCCAAAGACUCCUACUGUAACAGCGCAAUUCCCCCCUCCGCCGCCCAUGUUCUCGAAUGAGAAGCAACCAUCACCCUUGGUCUUUGUUGCAGAUGAUCGGCCUGCAGAUCGCCCUACACCUUCAGCAACUCCCAUGAGUGAUUUUGGACCCCCACCGCCGCCGCCUCCGCCUCCGCCGCCAUUGAACAUUCAAGAGGUGCCUAGGAUUGAUUACCUCUUGCAGAAUGGUGGUUUAAUGCAACCCAUACCCAAGAACUUCCUUGCCGCCAUACCGAGACCGAAUGGCACGAGGCCGUCGAAUCCACCAUUGGCUGGUUCCGAUGUGCUAUUUGCGCCUUUCUUUGACUUACUAAAUAAGUACCAAACUGUCAUCCACAAGCAGGGUUCCGUUGCAGUGGCCACUGGUCAUCGUUCGGUCGCCCGACGUCUGCUUGAUAGGUUAGAAGAUGUCUUCUCGAGAGAUCUACCCGAAGAGGGAUGUAAUUGUGUCAUGUGUGAGAGAACACCCGAUGAACAUCACGGUCUCGGUUGGGGAGAGGUAUUGGAAAGGGUUGGAGGGCGGGUGGAAAUGCCCAGCUGGCCACCAUUCGACCUGGCAAACUUGAGCGCAGCGGCAGCGGAACGUCUGAGCGACUUGCCGCCCCGACCAUCGUCGCCUGUCAAACUGGAUCCUGAUAUUGCCGAGGAAUUUAGAGACCAUUAUCUUCGACAGUCCAAGAAAGUCAGAUCUGCAGUGGACAAGUGGAUGAACACUUGUGCUGAGGCGCCUGCGCCGCCACCGUCAGAUGUAGAUGACGAGACGCUCACCUUUGCGAUCCUGACCAGCCUCGAGACCGAGGAGCGACCAUACUUUAAUGCACUACUCGCGGGUUCCCGAGAACUCAAGCCAGAUGUAAGAGCGCCCACACCCAACGUGCGGAAACCGCGUGCAGAGUUCGUGGUACAAAUGGGCUUGUCGCUCCAACGACUGUACCGCCUAUCUCAGCCUCCUCGUGAUGCAGAGACAGCCAUGUAUCUUGUCAAGAACCCUUUCCACCACGAUGUUCUCGUUACCAUUGUCGACAUUAGCCCACAAGAAUGGGAGAUAUUGACUUCCGGCCGCUUCGACGGCUUUCUUUGGUCUGGUGCCGACGAUGAUGGUAUUACGCCAACCGCCGAGUAUCCUCGUGGCGCAACUCCCGCAUCUGGUUUUUUCUCCCCUCCAGCGUCACGCCCAGGAACGGGCAUGUCGCGUCAUGCGGGUGGUGGAGCAUCAAGAAACACAACUCCCUUUUCAGGUGUAUACAGUCGUGGCGCAACACCAGCCUCUUUCAUCUCUCUUAACUCGACAGCGACACAAGGUCAGAGCCGGCAAGCCGUAUCGCACGACGAAGAGUUGGAAAUAGCCGUUCUCAACGAAGUCGAGCGGGAAAUCUAUCAGGGUAUGGAAGCACUGGAGGACGCCUUUGAGAAGCUGCACCACCAAGCCGAAAUGGUUCGCAAUGCGCUACGAGAACGAAAUGCUGGGCUUAUGAUGCGUAUGCAGCAACGACGAGCUGGUCGAAUCGACGUUUUGCCACAAAGCGGCGACAGCAUGAAUGGAUAUGAGCGACCAUACUGGGCUGCCGGCGAAGACGAGACUAGCGAGAGCGAUUGGGGUGGUGAUGAUUUGGACAGCUUGGCACCAGACGACUCGGCCAGCAACAUAAGCAGCAGCAGGCAUCGCAGGCCGAAGCGGAGAACUGAACGCAGGACGCCCGCGCCUAUCGAGGAAGAUGAUGAGGAGAAUUAG